AAUCCUAAUAGUAAUACUAAUAUAGCUGUGUUUAUAUAUGUUUGCUGAUUAAUUUGUUUUGGUUUUAGGGUUAGGUUUUGGUAUUGAUUUUCAUAGUUACUUAUUGCUCGAUUGUAAUGGCAAUGGCGCCUUUGAGAGAAAUCUUACCUCCUACGAAGUCUAAAACUUCAUCUUAUUCGAAUCGUAAGGGUUUUGUUCGUCGGAAAGUGGAGGAUUUCGGAGAUGGAGGUGCACUUCCGGAGAUUCAUAUUGCUCAAUACCCUCUUGGUAUGGGCAGGGAUAAGUCUGCGUCUAGAAUAUUGCCUUUGACUGUUGAUGCUAAUGGGAAUGUUGCAUAUGAUGCCAUUGUGAAGCAGAAUCAGAAUUCGAAGAAGAUUGUUUAUUCAAAGCAUACGGAUAUCAUUCCAAAGUUCUUGAAGAAUGAAGAGGAGAGCAUUGAGGACGAGGAGAUUGAGGAGACAACACUGGAGACCAAAACUGCUCUUGAAAAGAUUGUUAAUGUAAGAUUGAGUGCGGCACAGCCAACAAAAUCUUCUGAUUCGAAGUAUAUUAAGUACAAGCCAUCUCAGCAAUCAGCGGCUUUUAAUUCAGGGGCGGAAGAGAGAAUCAUCAGAAUGGUGGAGAUGCCGGUUGACCCACUCGACCCACCUAAGUUCAAGCAUAAGAGGGUCCCUAAGGCUUCUGGAUCUCCUCCUGUGCCACUCAUGCACUCACCCGCUAGACCUGUGACUGUAAAAGAUCAGCAGGAUUGGAAAAUCCCUCCUUGUAUCUCAAACUGGAAGAAUCCUAAAGGUUAUACAAUUCCUCUUAAUAAGCGUCUAGCGGCUGAUGGAAGAGGUCUGCAGGAUGUUCAAAUUAAUGAUGAUUUUGCCCAGUUAUCAGAGUCACUCUAUGUUGCUGAGCAGAAAGCUAGAGAAGCUGUUGCUAUGCGAUCCAAGGUUCAAAAGGAGAUGAUGAUGAAGGAGAAUGAUAAGAGAGAGCAGGAACUGUGUGCACUAGCUCAGAAAGCGCGCUCUGAACGAACUGGUGCAGCACCACCAAUGUCCGCUCCAAUGGAUGAUGUUGAUAUGAUGGAAGAUUAUGAUCGUGGGAGAGAAAGGGAGAGGGAUGCUUCUAAAGAGUCAAGGCAGGAGAGGGAAGAGAGACUACAGCGUGAGAAAAUUCGUGAGGAGCGACGUCGUGAGAGGGAGAGGGAGAGAAGGUUGGAGGCUAAAGAUGCUGCCAUGGGUAAGAAGAGCAAGAUUACAAGAGAUAGAGAUCGUGACAUUAGUGAGAAAGUUGCUCUCGGUAUGGCUUCUGCUGGGCCUGGCAGAGGAGAGGUUAUGCAUGACCAGAGAUUGUUUAACCAGGAGAAAGGAAUGGAUUCUGGUUUUGCCACAGAUGAACAAUAUAAUGUUUAUGACAAGGGCUUAUUUACAGCUCAGCCUACUCUUUCAACACUCUAUCGGCCACAGAAAGAUGUUGAUUCUGAUACGUAUGGAGGAGCUGAUGAGCAGUUAGAUAAAAUUAUGAAGACGGAGAGGUUCAAACCCGAUAAGGCUUUUGCUGGCACUUCUGAGAAGGCCGGUCCACGGGACAGGCCAGUUGAGUUCGAAAAGGAUGUAGAAGAAGCUGAUCCAUUUGGGUUGGAUCAGUUCUUGACUGAAGUGAAGAAGGGCAAGAAAACCAUGGACAAGGUGGGCAGUGAUGGUACAAUGAGAGCUAGUGGCGGGUCUUCAACUAGAGACGGACAUGACGGAGGCUCUGAUAGAACUCGUAUUGGCUUUGAGAGGGGCCGCUAGGGAAUACAUAUGUCGAGGAAGUUGGAUUCAUUGCAAAUUUUAGAAUGACCAGCUCCUCCGAUACUUGUGCUGUUGUUGGUACUCUGCUUACCAUGGUGAACGUCAUCAAAAAUUAAUGCUUUCAGGAACUUCUCUUCUGGACGCAUAGUUAGCAAGUUCUUUACCAGCAAUUUGGACAAGUAUUGAUAUUGAUACAAAUAGAAGUUAGCAAAAACAGUUUUUCUUGUGGAAGUAUGAUGAUAAUCAAUUACGAGUACAAGUCUGAUGAUAUUUUUUUGAUUCUCAUGAUAAACAGGAACAAUGCUGUGCCCUUUCUCCAACAUCAACUUGGUGAGAACACUGCAUUAGCAGUCUGUGGUUAGUUAAUGCAUAUGACUCGCAAAAAUCUUCUGCGUUUCGUUGAUGAAAAUCAAACAUACUUGUUAAGUUUGGCAUUUAUAUCAAUAGAAAAAGUUUCAGA
This is a messenger RNA of Mercurialis annua (annual mercury), 2241 nucleotides long. RefSeq names its product SNW/SKI-interacting protein-like. The coding region runs from base 117 to 1781 and encodes 554 amino acids. Gene Ontology annotation, cellular component: spliceosomal complex. The record is from RefSeq and is a predicted model, not a curated record. The transcript has 3 exons. Gene Ontology annotation, biological process: mRNA splicing, via spliceosome. NCBI's taxonomy places the organism in Eukaryota, Viridiplantae, Streptophyta, Magnoliopsida, Malpighiales, Euphorbiaceae.